CUCACCGUUAAAAAAAAAAAAAAAAAGAUGGAUCAGCUACAAUCUGGACAAAUCCAAAUUGAGCUUGUGGUUGAAACACCCAUAGAGGUAAAACCAAAAUGUAAGCCUGAUGAUCAUGAUCAUGAUGAAAAUUCCAUGAUUAUCAAGGGGCGCACAGUAUUAAGGCCAAUCCUAACAAAAUUCCACGCGGGCUACUUUCGCAUAAGCCUAUCACUCUGCGGCCAAGCUUUGCUAUGGAAGAUCCUAAUGGAGCCAAACGACGACGUACACGCUUUGCGAAGCGUUUUCCGCGCGGUGCCCCCUACGGCCCUCAGCUUCCUAUGGUCACUAGCUCUCUUCACAUUGGCCUCGCAAUCGCUUCUCUACAUCCUCAGAUGUUUGUUUUAUUUUCAAAUGGUUAAGGGCGAGUUUUUGCACCACGUGGGAGUGAACUACCUUUUCGCUCCCUGGAUUUCCUGGCUCCUCUUGCUUCAAUCCUCGCCUUUCAUCACCCCCAACACUCUCUCCUACCAAGUGCUCUGGUGGGGGUUCGUCAUUCCGAUUGUGGUCCUUGACGUUAAGAUCUACGGCCAGUGGUUCACCAAGGGGAAGCGGUUUUUGUCGACGGUGGCUAACCCGACGAGCCAAGUUUCGGUGAUAGGAAACCUGGUGGCGGCGAGGGCGGCGGCGGAGAUGGGGUGGAAGGAGUGCGCGGUGUGCGUGUUUUCACUAGGAAUGGCUCAUUAUUUGGUUCUUUUUGUCACGCUCUAUCAGAGAUUAGCUGGGAGUAAUAGCCUUCCGGCGAUGUUGAGGCCGGUGUUUUUCCUGUUCUUUGGAGCUCCGAGUGUCGCAAGCUUUUCUUGGAGCUCUAUUUCCGGGGAGUUUGAUUCCGCGUCCAAGAUGCUUUUCUUCCUCUCCCUAUUCCUUUUCAUGUCCUUGGUUUCGAGACCUACAUUGUUCAAAAAAUCAAUGAGAAAGUUCAACAUGGCAUGGUGGGCAUACUCGUUUCCCUUGACGGUGUUGGCAUUAGCUGCCACAGAGUAUUCAGAGGAGGUGAAGAGUGGCGUAGCUCAUGCGUUAAUGCUAGUCUUGUCAGCUAUCUCAUUUUUGGUGUGUUUGAUCUUAAUAGUAAUCACUGCGCUGCAUUCAAACAUGUUUUUACCGGAGAGCAAUUCUCGUCCUCGUUCAACUACUCCUAAUAAGCGUAGUAGUACUAGACCUGUAUCAAGAUGUUAGUCAGCGUACGUAACAAUUUUAUGUUACGUACAUUAUAAUCAAUUAGCGCAUGUACAGAAUUUUUUAUUUUACAUGAGCUGGAAUUCAUUUUCUAUGAGAUUUACAUGAGUUCAUAUUAUAUAUAUAUAUAUAUAUAUGGUG
Morus notabilis is the source of this 1356-nucleotide messenger RNA. Its product is annotated as S-type anion channel SLAH1. Gene Ontology annotation, biological process: intracellular monoatomic ion homeostasis; transmembrane transport. Bases 28 to 1215 code for a protein of 395 amino acids. The transcript has 2 exons. Gene Ontology annotation, cellular component: membrane. Gene Ontology annotation, molecular function: voltage-gated monoatomic anion channel activity. The record is from RefSeq and is a predicted model, not a curated record. NCBI's taxonomy places the organism in Eukaryota, Viridiplantae, Streptophyta, Magnoliopsida, Rosales, Moraceae.